AUGUUGAUGAUGGAGUCGAUUCUGGGCAUGAUCUUGACAACUGCCCUGGCUUUCGUUCGGGGGCGCUGCUCUUCACAGCUGGAACAUGAGCCUGAAUUGGAGGACCUCAAAAAUUCGGUGGCGACAGAACUGCAGAGACAGGAGGAAGGGCUGACUGCCCUCCGGGAGAUGGACCUGAAGACUGCGUUGCAGUAUUUGCAGCUGGCAGUGAAGGGGACAAGUCCCACCAUUGAUGGCGUUCGAGAGAGCAGGGAGGAUUACAAGACAGCUGAGGAGCAUGCUGUGAAUGCGUUCGGUGUCGUGCCCACCAUGUUGCAGAAAGUGGAAGCAACGAAGAUUGCCAUCGUUGCUGGGUACUUUUAUGGGCUUGGAUUGGAGUGGUCCCCAAGCAGUUUGGAGAGAGGUUUGAAACGGGCAGAGCACCACCUGAAUCGGCUCCUCCAAGAUGACAAGGUGAAGGCGCUACUGCAGCCCACAGCAAGCCGCAAGCUCUUGAGGAUGUUCUCCAGUGUUGACAAACGGCGGGAACUCGAAAGCAACGUUCGCGCAGUGAUCAGGGGCUUCCUGUCUUUGUCAAAGGCUGCUGGCGCGUGCGAGAGCGUGCGUCUCCUCAACGAUGGACGCGACCUGUUGGAGGUCCUUGCGGGGAUGUCUUUUCACAAGGAUCAAUUGUUGAAAGGGCACUCGCACACUGUCAACUCGCUGACAGCGAAUGACGAGUGGCUGUUUUCCAGCUCGGAGGACACAACCCUACGUGUGUGGAAGUUGGGCACAUGGGAGUGCAUCCAUGUUCUGGAAGGGCACACGCGCGAAGUUAACUCGGUGGCUGUGAAUGGUGGCUGGGUGUUUUCGGGUUCCUGGGACACCACCAUCCGGGUGUGGAGCCUGGAGACGUGGGAAUGUGUUGCGGUGCUGGUAGGGCACAGCAACUAUGUGCGGGCGCUGGCAGUUUCUGACGAGUGGCUGUGCUCCGGGUCUUGGGACGAGACUAUCCGAGUGUGGCAAAUGGGCACGUGGGAGUGCGUGAGGGUGCUCGAGGGGCACAGCGACGGCGUCCUGUCGGUGGCCAUUUACAGUGACUGGCUGUUUUCAGCAUCAAGAGAUCAUUCCGUCCGUGUGUGGCAGGUCGGCACUUGGGAGUGCGUCGAUGUGCUCCAGGGGCACAGCAGUUGGGUGCGAUGUCUCACGGUGAACAAGGAUUGGCUGUUCUCCGGUUCGUGGGAUUUCACCAUUCGUGUGUGGACGCUGGAGAGCUGGGAGUGCGCCAGGGUGUUGCGUGGGCACACAGGUGUUGUGUGGUCGAUGGAAACGCACGGGGAGUACUUGUUUUCAGGUUCGUGGGACAAGUCGAUUCGAGUGUGGAUGCUCGACACUUGGGAGUGCGUUCGAGUGCUUGAGGGCCACAUGUUGGGUGUGUGGUCGCUGGUUGCCAGCGAUGAUUGGCUUGUAUCCGGAUCUGAAGACAAGACAAUCCGAGUAUGGACAUGUUGCUGA
Ostreobium quekettii is the source of this 1494-nucleotide messenger RNA. The record is from the annotation of a GenBank genome assembly. Lineage: Eukaryota; Viridiplantae; Chlorophyta; Ulvophyceae; Bryopsidales; Ostreobiaceae.